GAAUGGUGUGAGCGUACCCUAACAACAGAAUGGUGUGGGCAUAAACAUAAAAAAUAUUCACAUCAUUGACAUUUAUAAGGAAAUGGAAAGCAAUUUUGAAACGGACUGUUUGAGUUGAAAGUUUGGUGUGGGGGGUUAAAAGUGUUUUUUUCGAGUAUAGGAUGAGUCAACAACAUUACUUGGGUAUGAGUUAACAGAAUAUUAACUUUUAAAAGUGAGAUUUUAACCAUUUCUUCGGUGUGUGUCAAAUAAAGUGCUUGGUGUGUUCACAGAUCAGCACAUCCUGAUCAGAGGUCUGCCAUGGAUUCCCCCGAGGAGAGGCACAUUGUAGGACCCCUUGUACACAGUUCAUUUGAAAGGCUAAUUUGACUCACCUGUGUUAUUGUCAUCAUCAACCAACAUUGUUAAUAAACAUUACAUGACAUUCUUAAUUGAGAUUACAUUAGGCUGCUACCACGCCUGCAGUGCUAGCCACAGUAUCCUUUUCAGAUCUUAAGACGUUAAGACAAUUUUCAGAGCAGAUCAGAAUCCCACUUGUGAUUGGUGGAUUAUGUUUGUCUCCUAACAUUGCUUUAUUAAACUUGGAAUAUACUUCAUGCUCAGGAGCAAGAAAUUCCCCAACUAUCCACAUGCUAUGUAUCUCUGGUUUUCAAUGCUCACAACUCUCAAAUCAACCACACACUUCUAGCACAUCAUGUUUCUGUUCUAUUCAUUGAUAGUGGUAUCUACCCUGUAUAUAAUCUGAACCUUUCAGAACUCUUAUGACCUCAAUGUUAAAAUAGGGACUUUUUUUCUCCAUUUCCUGCUUUCAGUUUAGUUGUGUUUUACUUGAGAAAGGAUGCAAGCUGGGUUACACCAGUCUCAGAAGUUGUAUUUCUGUUUAGCUUAAAAGUAAUCUACCAUUAGGCUGCAAGUGUUGUAAAGGGUGUUGUUUUUUAAAAGUCCAGUGUACAAGGGGGUCAAAAUGAGUCUCUCUGGGGAGAAUGAGGAGGCUGGCCCUCCCUCUAGUAUCUGUGAAGAGACUGAAGAGGAAGCCACUGCUUCUAGAAUGAGUCCCUCAGGGAGUGCGGGAGCGUUGUCCCUUAAAAGGAGUUUUCCAACGGAACAGGACACUGACAGGGAACAUAAGAGGAUCAAGACAGACAGACCAGUCUCACCUGCACCUAGUGGUGUCUCCGUGAAGAGUGACCAGUCAAUGGGACUUCCUAUUCUCUUUAGGAAAGCAGAACGUUCCACUGUGCAAAGGAUCAAGACAGGCAGACCAGUCUCACCUGCACCUAGUGGUAUCUCCAUGAAGAGUGACCAGUCCAUGGGACUUCCUAUUCUCUUCAGUGAUGGAGAAUUAUUCGCUGGGAAAAGCAGUAUCUCUGAGGAGAAUGACCAGUCAAGGGAUCACCAACCCAGAGUCCCUACUGAUGAGAAAGUGUACAACACUGUUUCCACUAAGACAGAAAUCCAGGAGAAAAUGAAAUCCUACUUGAAGAAUAGGGCAUAUUCUUUAUUUGAAGGCUUUGAGGAUCAAGCCAAAAAAACACCUCUUAACAACAUCUACACAGAGCUCUACAUCACACAAGGUGGAAGUGGAGAGGUUAAUUAUGAACAUGAGGUAAGACAGAUUGAGACAGCAUGCAGGUUUCCAGUAGAACAAGAGACAUCAAUCCAACUCAAUGACAUCUUCAAACCCUUACCUGGACAAGACAAGCCUAUCAGAACAGUGCUGACAAAGGGAGUUGCUGGCAUUGGAAAAACAGUGUCUGUGCUGAAGUUCAUGUUGGACUGGACUGAAGGAAAAGCAAAUCAAGACAUCCAGAUCAUCUUCCCACUUCCUUUUCGGGAUCUGAACUUGAUGAGAGAUAAAAAUCUAAGUCUGAUAGAACUACUUCAUCACUCCUUUAAAGAAACAAAAGUAUCAGAAAUCUCAGAAAACAAAAAUAUUGUGUUUGUUUUUGAUGGUCUGGAUGAAUGUCGCCUUCCUCUGGACUUCCAGAAUAAUAAGAUCUGCUGUGAUGUCACAGAGUCAACUUCAGUGGAUGUGUUGCUGACAAACCUCAUCAAAGGGAAUCUGCUUCGCUCUGCUCACAUUUGGAUAACCACCCGACCUGCAGCAGCCAAUCAGAUCCCCCCUGAGUGUGUUCACCAGGUGACAGAGGUACGAGGGUUCAAUGACCUACAGAAGGAGGAAUACUUCAGGAAGAGAAUCUCUGAGGAGGACUUGGCCAGCAGAAUCAUCUCACACAUAAAGACGUCAAGGAGCCUCCACAUCAUGUGCCACAUUCCCGUCUUCUGUUGGAUUUCAGCCACUGUAAUAGAGAGACUAUUGGUUGAAGCAGAGAGUCAAGCGAUCCCCAAGAAUCUGACUCAAAUGUACGCUCACCUCAUAAUCUUCCAGUCAAAACUGAGGUGUCAGAAGUAUCCUGUAAAGCCUUCCAACGAUUUUUACUGGGAUAAAGAGAUGAUUCAGGCACUAGGAAAAUUGGCUUUUCAACAGCUAGAAAAAGGCCAUCUGAUAUUCUAUGAGGAAGACCUGAGAGAGUGUGACAUUGACAUCAAGGACGCGUCUGUGUACUCUGGAGUGUGCACUCAGAUCUUCAGGGAAGAGUCUGGGCUUAACCAGAUGAAGGUGUACUGCUUUGUACAUCUGAGUAUCCAGGAGUUUCUGGCUGCACUAUAUGUGUUCCUCAUGUUCACUAACGACAACAACAAUCUGAUGACUAAAGAGAGAUCCCUCCGCAACAAAAACAGUCUAUAUGAAGAUGCAGUGGACAAGGCCUUGCAGUUUGAAAAUGGCCAUCUGGACCUUUUCCUCCGCUUCCUUCUAGGCCUUUCACAUGAGUCCAAUCAGCAUCUCCUACAAGGCCUACUGACACCAACAGGAAGCAGCUCACAGAACAACAAGGAAACAGUCAAGUACAUCAAGGAGAAGAUCAGGAAGAACCUCCCCUUGGAGAGGUGUAUCAAUCUGUUCCACUGUCUGAAUGAACUGAAUGAUCAUUCUCUAGUGGAAGAGAUCCAAAGCUACCUGAGAUCAGGAAGUCUCUCAAAAUCUAAACUCUCAUCUGGACAGUGGUCAGCUCUGGUCUUCAUGUUGCUGACCUCCGAGAAGCUGGAUGUGUUUGACCUGAAGAAAUACAUCAGAUCAGAUGCGGCUCUUCUCAAACUUCUCCCAGUUGUCAGAUCCUCUAGAACAGCCCUGCUGAACGAAUGUAAACUCACCAAGAAAAGCUUUGAGGCACUGGCUUCUGUUCUCAAAUCAAACUCAUGCUGUCUGAGAGUGCUGGACAUGAGUGGCAAUAAACUCCAGGAUUCAGGAGUGAAGCUGCUCUCUGCUGGACUGGAGGAUCCACACUGUAAACUGGAGACAUUGAAGUUGAAUGAUUGCAACCUAACUGAGAAAUCCUGUGAGGUGCUGGCUUUAACUCUCAGCUCAAACACCUCAAGUUUGAGAGAGCUAGACCUGGGAGGAAAUGAACUCCAGGAUUCAGGAGUGAGAUUCAUCUGUGCUGGACUUGAGAAUCCAAAAUGUAAAUUGGAGACACUGAGGCUGUCAGGCUGCAGCAUCACAGAGGAAGGCUGUGCUUCUCUUGCUUCAGCUCUGAGGUCAAACCCCUCCCACCUGAAGGAGCUGGACCUGAGUGGCAAUACUCCAGGAGUCUCUGGAGUAAAGCUGCUCUCUUCUGUACAAGAGGAUCCCCUCUAUACUGGAGACACUGGGGUUAAAUGAUUGACAGCUCACAGAUUCAGUGAAGGAAUGGCCUCAACUCCAAGUCCUUGGUUGUGGGAGUGCGCUGCAGUUAAAUGCUUCUGGGACAGUUACAAAUUAAUUUCAAAGUGCUUCAAUAUAAAUAUUCAAUGCUUCGAAAUCGACAAUGAUAGCUCCUUGAAUCAGAGAACCCUGGCAAAGUGGUGCGAGGAAAAUAACCUCAACAAACACGUCACCGGGGGCACACUGCCUGCCCUCCAGGGCAUCUACCCGGUGUCACAGGAAGGCCAAGAAGAUCAUCAAGGAUCUCAGCCACCCGAGCCACAGCCUGUUCACCUCGCUACCAUGUAGAAGGCGGAGACAGUACAGGUGCAUCAAAACCGGGACAGAGAAACAGGACAGCUUUUAUCUCCAGGCCAUCAGACUGUUCAAUAGGGGGGAGGGGUGGGUGGUUGGAUAAAUGGGAUGAGAGGUUGAGGUCCACUUUGUUAGUUCUUGUUUGAAUCCUGUACCAAUAUUUUUGAUAAUUGUACCUGUAACACCCCCCUCCCCCCAACAAGAAAAUGGCAAAAGAAACUGGUCAUUCAGUUUUAUUACUUUUACUUCACCUCAUUACACUGUAGUACAUGGACUGACUGUUACUCCUGGCUGGAAUGAUGACUUGUCAAUCUGUCAGUAAGUUGGCGUUAUAGGUAAUGUAAAUAUGGUUUGAUGUUGGUUGUUUCUGUUGCGUGUCAGUGGACUGUGUGUUCUGUUAGCUCAGUAAAAAGCCAUGUUAUAAUGACAUCGUGUUAUAUCCAUCAUGUCUAUACAUAUUGACUAUAGUAGUAAGCUUCUUUAACUCAACAAACUUAUUGUCUUCUUAGUAACUCUGCUGUGCAUUUUACCAGACUGCUAGUGCAGCGGUUUAAGGUACUGUAUCUCAAUGCAAGAGGGGUUACUUAAUGUCCCUGGUUCGAAUCCAGGCUGUAUUACAUACGGCCGUGAUUGGGAGUCCCAUAGGGCGGCGCACAAUUGGCCCAGCGUCGUAUGGGUUUGGCCGUGGUAGGCCGUCAUUGUAAAGACAUCUGCUCUUUAUUGCCUAGUUAAAUAAACAAAUAUUUCAGUGUAUUUGAUUUCUCUAUAUUGUCUUGUGUGUUAUACUAAUUGCUUGGAUUUCUAUUGUAGCACCAUGGGUUUCUGAAAAGCAUGUUACAAAUCAAAUGUAUUUUUAUUACAGUAAUGUACAAUUACUCACAUUGUAUGUUAAAUCUAUGAUAAACUGUAUAUUUCAAGUUAAUAAUAAAAAUGAAUAAUAUUCAAAUUCAUUUAAGUUCUAUUUCUAUUUUCAUUUUCAUAGUAAAGUUGUUAUUCCUAUUGUCAUCUGUGCUUAACUCAUUGAAUGACUUGGGGCACUAUUCAAUCUGCAUCACUGUAAAGUUGUUAUUCCUAUUGCCAUCUGUGCUUAACUCAUUGAAUGACUUGGGGCACUAUUCAAUCUGCAUCACUGUAAAGUUGUUAUUCCUAUUGUCAUCUGUGCUUAACUCAUUGAAUGACUUGGGGCACUAUUCAAUCUGCAUCACUGUAAAGUUGUUAUUCCUAUUGUCA
Molecule: messenger RNA, 5287 nt
Organism: Oncorhynchus kisutch (coho salmon)
Lineage: Eukaryota; Metazoa; Chordata; Actinopteri; Salmoniformes; Salmonidae
Product: NLR family CARD domain-containing protein 3
Exons: 9
Coding region: 965-3721 (918 amino acids)
Molecular function (GO): protein binding
Source: RefSeq, a predicted model, not a curated record